AAGUGAUACUCAAGCUCAGGCUUGCAACUUAAAACCAACUUACACAAGCAGCUUAUCGCCAUCAUGGUGUCCUUUUUGCAGGUUGUGGCAUCCAUUCUCCCAGGUGCCAUUGCGGGCACAUCUAUGCCUACCACCCUCAACAUCACGGUCAUCGGCGCCCGAAACAACCAGUCGACCCUGGAAUGCUGGUCACUCGAACCGGGCUUCGCUUCAUCAACUCAACCAGGUAUUGCAGGCAGCGCUUCGCUCACCCUAGGACCUGUAGGGGACAACGCGACCUACACUAUUGUUCCUGCUCAAUUAGAUGGCGGGAUACACAAUGCUCCCGUGAGACAGUGGGUGAUUUUCCUCUCUGGACUGGCGCAUAUCACUUUGCCGCAUUCAGAUGACGAGGCCUGGAUUCUGGGGGGCAAGCAUGGGAUGAUCUUGGCGUUGGAUACGGCGGAUGUUAGCGCGGAUGGGCAUUAUACGGAGUAUCCAAGUGAUGAAGUGACGGUUGCAAUGGCUGUGCCUUUAGGGGAUGAGGAACCAGCGCAUCGAGUGUUGUAUCAGGGUGCUUGUAAAGCGACGGAGGUUGAUUUUUGAAUGAUGGUUGAUUGCGUUGCUCGGGAAAGAGAAUAUAUAUUUAUCAUUCCACCAUGCAGAUCAGUCAUAUUUGGCGAGCAAGUCAUGAUCAGAUAGUUUAGAACUCGUAUGACUCUCAUUUGCGGGAUGAUCAGGGCCAGAGGAAUCUUGAGAUUAGGUGC
Molecule: messenger RNA, 746 nt
Organism: Aspergillus novofumigatus IBT 16806
Lineage: Eukaryota; Fungi; Ascomycota; Eurotiomycetes; Eurotiales; Aspergillaceae
Exons: 2
Coding region: 64-585 (173 amino acids)
Source: RefSeq, a predicted model, not a curated record